Rotaria socialis is the source of this 1197-nucleotide messenger RNA. The record is from the annotation of a GenBank genome assembly. Lineage: Eukaryota; Metazoa; Rotifera; Eurotatoria; Philodinida; Philodinidae.
AUGAAAGCUCUAUCAAUAGAACUUUUACAUCUAUUUUUACUAAAUAUUUUUGUAUUAAAUGCUUUACCGGUUCUCGACGUGAAAUCAGGGAAUCAAAAUAGUAUAAAAAAUUCCGACAAAAAAGCAGUACUCUUGCAAUCUCAUAUAAAUAAUUUAACGUCAGUUUUAAAUAUUUCAUUAGUCUUACCAAAAAUUCAACUGCCAGAAAAUUUCAACUUGACAGAAGUAGCAAAAAAUUUAAAAGAUUUUGGUAUUCAUAGUUUAAAAGAUGAUAAACAUAUUGAAGGUGUACCAUUGGAUCGACAUGGAAAAGUAAAUCCAGAUUUUCAUAAAGAAAUUUUUCUUGGUAAUCAUGAAUUAUUCGAAUCGGACAUUCAACAUGACGAAAACAAGCGAAAUAAAAAACUAGAAGAAAUAUUUCGAGAAGUUGAUUUGGAUCAUAAUGAACGUCUAUCGCAGGAUGAAUUAUUUAAUUAUGUAUAUAAAAAUGUUCAACAGCAUUUGAACGAAGCUCGAGAUAGAAACUUACAGCUAUUUCUAUUGAUCGAUAGCAAUGAGGAUGGUAUAGUAAUGUGGCAUGAAUAUGUUGCAUUGUAUAUUAAAUUUCAUAAUAUGAGUGCAUUGAAUAUACAAGAUUUGAAUAAUAUUAAUAAUAUUCUGGAUAUGGCUGAGCCUUCUCUGCAUCGAGAACUCGUGAACAUUCACUAUCGUUGGAUACAAGUUGAUGAUGACGGUGAUAAUAAACUUAAUGCGGAGGAAUUUCUAGAAUUUCGACAUCCUGAAGUAUUUGGCCGUUUAUACAAAUAUAUGGUUGAGGACCUUAUGGCACUAUUGGAUCGUAAUGGUGAUAAAAAAAUCGGCAAAAAUGAAUUUUUCUUUGUAUCUCCGAACAUAUUGUUAGAUAAAGGUGACAGUGCAUGGGAAAACAUGAAUAGAAAAUGGAUAGAAGAACAAAAAGAAGAGUUUCGUGAAAUGGAUCUAGAUAAAGAUGAUUUUUUGACCGCGGAUGAAUUAUCGCAAGCAUUUAAUCCACUGAAUCGUGUACAUAUCGGUAUGCAAGUCAAAAAACUAUUCUCACUUGUAGAUGAUUCGCCAAAAGAUGAUGUUUUAUCAUUAGAAGAAAUAAAAACACAUGUCGAUGUUUUUACUAAUAUAAAUAUUUUAGACACUGAAAAAGUAUUACACGGCAAUACAUAA